Chrysoperla carnea is the source of this 1382-nucleotide messenger RNA. Its product is annotated as zinc finger protein 91-like. Gene Ontology annotation, biological process: regulation of transcription by RNA polymerase II. The transcript is spliced from 5 exons. The record is from RefSeq and is a predicted model, not a curated record. Gene Ontology annotation, cellular component: nucleus. Gene Ontology annotation, molecular function: RNA polymerase II transcription regulatory region sequence-specific DNA binding; DNA-binding transcription factor activity, RNA polymerase II-specific; zinc ion binding. The coding region runs from base 72 to 1382 and encodes 436 amino acids. NCBI's taxonomy places the organism in Eukaryota, Metazoa, Arthropoda, Insecta, Neuroptera, Chrysopidae.
GCCACUGUUGCCGCCUUUACCCUACAUGUGUUCGUAAAUAAAGAAAGUGGGAAAAUAAAUUUUGAAAAACAAUGGAAGAAAGUAUUGAACUAACUGAUUUUCCAAUUUUGUGUAGAAUAUGUUUAGAGAAGAGGGAACAUUUAAUUUCAGUUUUUCAAAUUUUUAAUUUAGAAGAUAAAACAUAUCAGGAAAUGUUAAAAGAAUGUGCUUCUGUUAACAUUUUCGAAAAUGAUUCCCUGCCUAAAAACUUAUGCCUUCAAUGUUCGCAACAUUUAGUACAAAGUUACAAACUUAAACUCAAAUGUAUAUCAUCAGAAAAACGUUUACAAACUUUAGUUGAAAAUUCACAAAAUAAAAUAAAAGAAGAAGAAACAAUUGUACUAUAUGAAAUAUUAGAUAAUGAUUUUGAUUUUCAUGAUGAUGACGAUAAUAAAGAGCAUGAUUUUAAUCAUUACUAUCCCAGAAUUAAUUAUUCCACAGAUCCAGUUGAAUACAUUCUAAUAGAGGAGGACACAGACGAUUUUCCUCACAGUAGUUCAAAUUCUAAAAAAAGUAGUAAAGUAGUGAAUUAUAAAUGUACAGAUUGUGAAGCGAGUUUUACAAGUACGAUUAAAUUGUUUGAUCAUGCCAAAGACGUUCAUUCAAAAUCGGUGGUACAGUGUGAGUUUUGUAAAACAGAUUUUAACAGAGGAAAAGAUUUUAAAACUCAUUGUUCUGGACCCAGUGUUUGUAAAUGGUGUUUAAAAGAUUGUGGUUGUUUUACUAAUUUAAUAGAACAUAAACAAAAACAUAAUGUUUGUGAUAAAUGUGGAAAAACAUUUAAUAAUGUUGAAGCUUGUCGAAAACAUAUGCAGAUUCAUAAAGAAAAAGGUUACUUAUGUGCCUAUUGUGGGAAAUCAUUCAGAGAUCGAAGUAAUAUGACCAGUCAUACUAGAACUCAUACCGGAGAAAAACCGUAUCAGUGUAAACUAUGUGAUGCAAAAUUUAAAGACAGUUGUCAUUUGAAAUUUCAUAUGACCAAACAUUCAAAGGAAAAGAAAUACGAAUGUGAUAUUUGUAAUGCAAAAUAUAAAUGGAUAGGGGGUUUGAAGCAACAUAAAUUAUCUCAACACACAGACGGUGAAUUUGCAUGCAGUUAUUGUGAUAAACGAUGUAAAACUAAAAAGUAUUUACAAAAACAUCAAUUAGUUCAUUCAGGUGAAUGGAACCUUGUAUGUACAUAUUGUAACAAGUUAUUUAAUAGAAAGGAUAAUCUUAAAGUGCAUUUAAGAAUUCAUACAGGAGAAAAACCAUUUGUUUGUAAUAAAUGUGGAAGAGGUUUUUCUGCUAAACAUGUUCUGAAUGGUCACAUGAAAACCUGUAACAUUAAAAAUAAUAUAUGA